AUGUCACCAUCCACGACCCAUACAUUGGGGAACGACAAUGGCAUCGAUACCUUAACGCCCUCCGAAAAGAAAAUCCACAACCACGAGACGGAAAUGAGAAAGUCAUACGAUGUGGAGAAUGUCGCUUGCCAGUUGGAGGAGAUCAAAGACUUCAGACAAGGUCUACACCAGCGUCAUAUUCAGAUGAUUGCCCUCGCCGGCACAGUUGGUACCGGUCUCUUUCUCAGCUCCGGACGAGCAAUUGUCUACGCUGGCCCGCUGGGUGCAUUCCUUGCAUACUCCAUCAUUGGUCUCACAGUGUCGAGUGUUGUAUGGGGUGUUGGAGAGAUGGGUGCCUUGGCUCCUCUCAAUGGUGGUGUGAUUCGAUAUGCAGAGAUCUUCUGUGAUCCUGCUCUAGCAUUCGCCAAUGGAUGGAACCAGGUUUAUUCUUACAUUGUCUCAAUUCCCUCCGAGAUUGUCGCCGCCGCCGUUAUUAUCGAAUUCUGGACAACGAUGAACAACGCCAUUUGGAUCACAGUCUUUGGUCUGUUGAUGCUCAUUACCGCCUUGAUGUUCGUUCGGGUAUAUGGAGAGCUAGAGUUCGGGUUCUCAAUCUUGAAAAUCAUGCUCGUGAUUGGAAUCAACAUUAUGGCUUUGGUUAUUACAUGUGGCGGAGCCCCAAACCACAAGUCCAUCGGCUUCGAGUACUGGAAGGCACCUUACGGACCUAUGGUUCAGUACCUAGGACUUCCGGGUGCUCUGGGGAGGUUUCUGGGAUUUUGGAAAACAUUUGACAACGCCCUCUACUCCUAUUCUGGAAUCGAAAAUAUCACUGUCGCAGCAGCUGAGACUCGCAACCCUCGCCAAGCUAUUCCCAUGGCGGCUAGACGCAUCUUUAUCCGGAUCUUGCUCUUCUAUGUGAUCACCAUCUUUAUGGUUGGCCUAGUCGUUGCAUCGACUGAUGAUGCUUUGCUCGGUUCAACAGGUACCGCCGCCCAGUCACCAUUUGUGAUCGCUGCUCGCAACGCCGGUAUCAAGGUUGUGCCCUCCAUCAUCAACGCCGUCGUUCUCACCUCGGCAUGGUCUUCGGGUAACUCCAACAUGCUUGGCGGAUCUCGCAUUCUUUACGGAAUGGCAUCCCAAGGGCAUGCGCCUGCAGUAUUCAAGCGUAUCAACCGUUUCGGCAUCCCUUGGGUUGCCGUUUCUCUUUACGGCGUUUUCAUGGCUCUUGGAUACAUGACUCUGUCCAGCUCAGCAAGCAAUGUCUUUACAUGGCUGCAAGACCUUGUCUCGAUUUCCACUCUGGUCAACUGGAUCUGCAUUUGUGUUGUCUAUCUACGAUUCCUCUACGGAUGCAAGAGGCAAGGCAUUGAUCGCCAUGCGGAGCUUCCAUGGGCUGCACCAUUCCAGCCGUACACGACUUGGGUUUCUUUGUUCGUGUUCAUUCUUCUCUUCUUCACAGGAGGAUUUUCUACGUUUAUGAACGGCCGUUGGAGCACUGAGACGUUCAUUUCCUCAUACUUUAACCUUCCCUUCAUUGUGAUUGUAUACUUUGGCUACAAGUUCUGGAUGAAGACCAGAAUCAUUCCGCUGGCGGAAAUCCCUAUUCGGCCUUUCAUCGAAAGCUACCAGAAUAACCCUGAGCCGGAGCCCAAACCCAAGCGCGGUCUCAAUAAGCUUAAUGUUUUGUGGUCUUGA
Penicillium antarcticum is the source of this 1677-nucleotide messenger RNA. Its product is annotated as aromatic amino acid and leucine permease. The record is from RefSeq and is a predicted model, not a curated record. Lineage: Eukaryota; Fungi; Ascomycota; Eurotiomycetes; Eurotiales; Aspergillaceae. Gene Ontology annotation, biological process: amino acid transmembrane transport. The coding region runs from base 1 to 1677 and encodes 558 amino acids. Gene Ontology annotation, cellular component: membrane. Gene Ontology annotation, molecular function: amino acid transmembrane transporter activity. The transcript has a single exon.